Messenger RNA from Macrosteles quadrilineatus (aster leafhopper), 3529 nucleotides. Its product is annotated as pro-resilin-like. Bases 76 to 3189 code for a protein of 1037 amino acids. The record is from RefSeq and is a predicted model, not a curated record. NCBI's taxonomy places the organism in Eukaryota, Metazoa, Arthropoda, Insecta, Hemiptera, Cicadellidae. The transcript is spliced from 3 exons.
UAGCAACGGGGUGAGUGUAUAUAAAGUGUGUACAGCAGGAGCACACUGUGCAUCCACCAUCCUACCACAGCAGACAUGAAGAUACUCAUAUUAUUGCUGGUAACAGCAACGCUCGCCAGGCCGGAGCCCCCGGUCUCCCCACAGUACCUGCCUCCCAACGGUAACGGGAGAUCACCAUCAUCUACCUAUGGAGCACCAAGCAUAGGUGGAGGAAGCAGUGGUCUUGGUCUAGGCGGCAACGGGUUCAGUGGCUCUUCCUACCUUCCUCCAACCCAAAACAAUGGUCAAUCCUUUGGCGCCGGUAAUGGCAAUGGGGCAAGCGGCAUCUCAUCCACCUACGGGACUCCCGGUUUGACGGGGUCUAGCGCUGGCCAAACAUCCUUUGGUAACAAUAAUGGUGGAGGUCCUUCACCAUCUUAUGGUGUACCAGGAUUGAGUGGAAAUGGAAACGGAAACGGCAAAGGCCCCUCAUCUUCGUAUGGUGUCCCCGGACUAGGUGGAAAUGGCAACGGCCAAAGACCAUCCUCCUCAUAUGGAACUCCUGGUCUUGGUGGAAAUGGCAACGGCCAAAGACCAUCCACCUCAUAUGGAACUCCUGGUCUUGGUGGAAACGGCAACGUUCAAAGUCCAUCCUCUUCAUAUGGAACUCCUGGUCUUGGUGGAAACGGCAACGGUCAAAGUCCAUCCACCUCAUAUGGAACUCCUGGUCUUGGUGGAAGUGGCAACAGUCAAAGACCAUCCUCCUCAUAUGGAACUCCUAGCCUUGGUGGAAACGGCAACGGUCAAAGACCAUCCUCCUCAUAUGGAACUCCUGGUCUUGGUGGAAACGGCAACGGUCAAAGACCAUCCUCCUCAUAUGGAACUCCUGGUCUUGGUGGAAACGGCAACGGCCAAAGACCAUCCUCCUCAUAUGGAACUCCUGGUCUUGGUGGAAACGGCAACGUUCAAAGACCAUCCUCCUCAUAUGGAACUCCUGGUCUUGGUGGAAACGGCAACGGUCAAAGUCCAUCCUCCUCAUAUGGAACUCCUAGCCUUGGUGGAAACGGCAAUGGUGGUCUCUCAUCUUCUUACGGUGUGCCUGGACUAAGUGGAAAUGGAAAUGAAAAUCCGUCCUCAGAGUACGGCCUUCCGAACCUAUCUGGAAGUGAUAGCAACAGCUUUGAAGGAGGUCUUCCUCCCAAUUCAUACCUACCUCCAAGCAACAGUCUAUCUGAUGAGAACCAGCCGUCUUCUGAAGUUGGCCCCCCUCCAAGCAGUGGAGGAAAUGGAUAUUCAAACGGAGGAAGUGAAGCAGGUUAUCAAAGUGGUCGGCCCGGAGGAAAUGGAAAUGGAAAUGGAUAUCCAAGUGGUCGUCCUGGAGCUAACGGAAACGGAGGUUACCCCAGUGGUGGCCCUGGAGCUAACGGAAACGGAGGUUACCCCAGCGGUGGUCCUGGAGGAAAUGGAAAUGGAAACGUUGCAUAUCAAAGUGGUCGUCCUGGAGCUAACGGAAACGGUGGUUACCCCAGUGGUGGUCCUGGAGAUAACGGAAACGGUGGUUACCCCAGUGGUGGCCCUGGAUCUAACGGAAACGGUGGUUACCCCAGCGGUGGUUCUGGAGCAAACGGAAACGGUGGUUACCCCAGUGGUGGUCCUGGAGCUAACGGAAACGGUGGUUACCCCAGCGGUGGUUCUGGAGCAAACGGAAACGGUGGUUACCCCAGCGGUGGUUCUGGAGCAAACGGAAACGGUGUUUACCCCAGUGGUGGUCCUGGAGCUAACGGAAACGGUGGUUACCCCAGCGGUGGUCCUGGAGCAAACGGAAACGGUGGUUACCCCAGUGGUGGUCCUGGAGCAAACGGAAACGGUGGUUACCCCAGCGGUGGUUCUGGAGCAAACGGAAACGGUGGUUACCCCAGUGGUGGUCCUGGAGCACAAGACGGUUACUCUAGUGGAGGCUUUAGUGGUGAAAAUGGAUUUGGAGCUUCUGGCAAUGGCCUUGAGGAUGAGGGUCCUACGGAACCAGCCAAAUACGAAUUUGACUACAAGGUUAAUGAUGCAGAAUUUGGUACGGAGUUCGGUCACCAAGAAACUCGAGAUGGCGACCAAACUCAAGGUUCAUACAACGUACUUCUUCCCGACGGUCGCAAACAAAUAGUCGACUACGAAGCUGACAAGGAAGGUUUUAGGCCUAAGAUUCGGUACGAGGGUGAGGCUAAUAAUUUAGGUAGUGGAAAUGGUGAUAGCAGUGGAAAUGGUGGCUACCCAUCUGGACCAAACGGUGGCAGCAGUGGAAAUGGUGGCUAUCCAUCUGGACCCAACGGUGGCAGCAGUGGAAACGGUGGCUACCCAUCUGGACCCAACGGUGGCAGCAGUGGAAAUGGUGGCUACCCAUCUGGACCCAACGGUGGCAGCAGUGGAAAUGGUGGCUACCCAUCUGGACCCAACGGUGGCAGCAGUGGAAAUGGUGGCUACCCAUCUGGACCCAACGGUGGCAGCAGUGGAAACGGUGGCUACCCAUCUGGACCCAACGGUGGCAGCAGUGGAAAUGGUGGCUACCCAUCUGGACCCAACGGUGGCAGCAGUGGAAAUGGUGGCUACCCAUCUGGACCCAACGGUGGCAGCAGUGGAAACAGUGGCUACCCAUCUGGACCCAACGGUGGCAGCAGUGGAAAUGGUGGCUACCCAUCUGGACCCAACGGUGGCAGCAGUGGAAAUGGUGGCUACCCAUCUGGACCCAACGGUGGCAGCAGUGGAAAUGGUGGCUACCCAUCUGGACCCAACGAUGGCAGCAGUGGAAACGGUGGCUACCCAUCUGGACCCAACGGUGGCAGCAGUGGAAAUGGUGGCUACCCAUCUGGACCCAACGGUGGCAGCAGUGGAAACAGUGGCUACCCAUCUGGACCCAACGGUGGCAGCAGUGGAAAUGGUGGCUACCCAUCUGGACCCAACGGUGGCAGCAGUGGAAACGGUGGCUACCCAUCUGGACCCAACGAUGGCAGCAGUGGAAAUGGUGGCUACCCAUCUGGACCCAACGGUGGCAGCAGUGGAAACGGUGGCUACCCAUCGGGACCAAACGGUGGCAGCAGUGGAAACGGUGGCUAUCCAUCUGGACCAAACGGUGGUAGCAGUGGAAACGGUGGCUAUCCAUCUGGAUCCAACGGUGGCAGCCUAAGCGGGUCUUUUGGUGAGGAUGGUUAUAGAUAUUAGACUAACAAAUUGCUCAGAGCCUAACUUCGGCAUGUAUGUACAUAGGUAGAACUGCUUUUUUGAGUCAGUAGAGAUAGCUAUUUGUUUCAGCAAAGCUAAUUUGUGCUAUAAUAAUUAUUAUUACUACUUAAUUCUAUUUGUUCCCAAGAUGCGCAUAGUUUUCUUUUUAAAAGAGAAUGUUCAUGCAUGUCCUCUUGUUCUAGGGUCACUGUAAGCCUCGUUUAUAUAUUUAAUUGUGUUCAACUAGAAUAAUUAUUGUGAUUAUAUUUAUUUAUGUAUUUAUUUAUUUAUUUAAUAGUUGUUGUAAAGAAUCCAAUUGAAUAAAACAAGUUCAUUGAAA